Messenger RNA from Penicillium coprophilum, 639 nucleotides. Its product is annotated as nuclear transcription factor Y subunit beta. The transcript has a single exon. Gene Ontology annotation, cellular component: CCAAT-binding factor complex; nucleus. The coding region runs from base 1 to 639 and encodes 212 amino acids. The record is from RefSeq and is a predicted model, not a curated record. Gene Ontology annotation, biological process: regulation of transcription by RNA polymerase II. Gene Ontology annotation, molecular function: protein heterodimerization activity; DNA-binding transcription activator activity, RNA polymerase II-specific; RNA polymerase II cis-regulatory region sequence-specific DNA binding. Lineage: Eukaryota; Fungi; Ascomycota; Eurotiomycetes; Eurotiales; Aspergillaceae.
AUGUCAUCAACCUCGCCUUCAAAGGAACCCGAUGUUGACCCGGGGGCGCAAUCAGGAGAGGAGCAAGACCACUUAGACAAGGAUCAUCACGAUGCGCAUGGACACCAAGGCGAGUUUGAGGUGAAGGAACAGGAUCGGUGGCUUCCCAUUGCCAAUGUGGCUCGGAUCAUGAAGCUUGCCCUUCCAGACAAUGCAAAGAUCGCAAAAGAAGCCAAGGAAUGCAUGCAGGAAUGUGUGAGCGAGUACAUCUCAUUUAUCACAAGUGAAGCAUCGGAGAAAUGUCAACAGGAGAAGCGCAAAACAGUCAAUGGUGAAGAUAUUCUCUUUGCCAUGACUUCGCUUGGCUUCGAGAAUUACGCUGAAGCACUCAAGAUCUAUCUAUCCAAGUACCGUGAAACCCAGUCGGCCCGCGGCGACAAUCAGAGACCUCCAAGUGCUGGUUAUGGAGCUGGAGGACCGGUCGUUGGCCAGGGCGGAAAUGGAGCUGGACUAGCUCGUCCAGCGGGAUUCACCAAUGCGGAAGGUGCAAACGCAAUGUCGAAUCUCAAUCUUGAUCCGUCUGAGCAAGACGCCUCUGCCUACGGUUAUCCGCCCAUAGUUGGCCAGUCUCACAACGGUGCAAGCGGCGAGUCAUACUAG